Suncus etruscus (white-toothed pygmy shrew) is the source of this 1346-nucleotide messenger RNA. RefSeq names its product siah E3 ubiquitin protein ligase family member 3 (gene SIAH3). Gene Ontology annotation, molecular function: ubiquitin conjugating enzyme binding; ubiquitin protein ligase activity. Gene Ontology annotation, biological process: proteasome-mediated ubiquitin-dependent protein catabolic process; multicellular organism development. Gene Ontology annotation, cellular component: cytoplasm. The coding region runs from base 13 to 813 and encodes 266 amino acids. The transcript is spliced from 2 exons. The record is from RefSeq and is a predicted model, not a curated record. Lineage: Eukaryota; Metazoa; Chordata; Mammalia; Eulipotyphla; Soricidae.
AAAAAAGUUGGGAUGCUUUUCUUUACCCAGUGCUUUGGGGCUGUGUUAGAUCUCAUUCACCUCCGCUUUCAGCACUACAAGGCUAAAAGGGUUUUCUCCGCCGCCGGGCAACUUGUCUGCGUGGUCAACCCCACUCACAACCUUAAGUAUGUGUCCACCAGACGAGCUGUCACUCAGACCGCACCUGAGCAAGGCAGCUUCCCCCCUCACCACCUCACCCACCAUCAUCACCACCGCCACCACCGCCGUCACCACCACCAUGGCAGAUCCCACCACCUCCACCAUCAGGAAGCUGGGCUGCACACCCCCCAGGUGACACCCUGCCUUUGCCCCCUGUUCUCCUGCCACUGGGAGGGCCACCUGGAGGUAGUGGUACCCCAUCUGCAACAGAUGCACAGGGUUGACAUUCUGCAGGGAGCCGAGAUUGUCUUCCUGGCCACAGACAUGCACCUGCCGGCCCCAGCUGACUGGAUCAUUCUGCACUCCUGCCUCGGCCACCACUUUCUACUGGUGCUCAGGAAGCAGGAACGGCAUGAAGGGCACCCGCAGUUCUUUGCCACUAUGAUGCUGAUUGGGACCCCCACCCAAGCUGACUGCUUCACUUACCGCCUAGAGCUCAAUAGGAACCAUCGGCGCCUCAAAUGGGAAGCCACCCCCCGAUCUGUUCUCGAGUGCGUGGACUCGGUCAUCACAGAUGGUGACUGCCUGGUACUCAACACAUCACUGGCCCAACUCUUCUCUGACAAUGGCAGCCUUGCCAUUGGUAUUGCCAUCACAGCCACAGAGGUCUGUGCUGCUGAGGCCAAGCUGUAAGCAUACAGCCAUCCCUGGACACCCCCAGAUGCCUUUGGCCUCUACUCCCCAAACACACACACACACACACACACACACACACACACAGACAGACUCUGCCAGGAUCAAUCACCUCUUUGAAUGCCAGGAUGCCAGACUUCCUUUUUAUUCUUCCCUUUCUCUUUCCUUCCUUUCCUUUUUUUUGUCCUCAGGUACUUUGUGGUAUUUCGUGUUUGUCUUUAGGGAGGGGGUGGGGGUGAGGGGCAGUAUGUUAGAGUAUGUAAAACAUCUGGUAAUUCAAUUCAAGAUCUUGAUGUGGUGUGAUGUGUCAGUAGGGUUUUGUAGAACACAUUCAUCGAAUUCAACCAAGAAUGGUUCCUGAGGUUGGAGCAAUAGUAGAGCAGGGAAGAUGUUGCCUUGCUAGUGGCUGGCCCAGGUUUGACCCUUUGGCUUCAAAUGGUUCCCUGAGUCCACCAGGAGAAGAUCCUUGAGCACAGAGCCAGGAGUAAAGCUUGAACACCACUGGGUGUGACUCCCAACAAAAAAGGAAACAC